GGAGGAGGCGGUGUUUCCGGCUGCUGUCGCUGUCCAGGGAGGCUGAGGCAAGAGGGAGCUGCCGGGUGGGAAGCCCGCACUGCCUUCUUCCUCCUCCUCCGGGUGAGGGGAGCGGAGGUUGGGGCCCUGACCCCAUGGAUCGGGAGGCGGAGGCUCCCGAGAGCCGGGGUCCUGUUGUGUGGCCCUGAGCCCGGUGGACUGGUUCUGCCUAUCUGGAAGGCCAUGGAGAAGAGGCUGGGAGUGAAGCCAAGCUCUGGUUCCUGGAUUUUAUCAGGAUUUUGUUGGCAGACAUCUGGGAAGUGGUUGAGGAUCCUGUGCCUGUUUUAUACUUAUUUCUGCUUCAGUGCUCUGUGGUUGUCAACAGAUGCCAGUGAAAGCAGGUGCGAGCAGGUGAAGAUACAAUUUGGAGUUGGCCUAAGAUCUGGGGGAGAAAAUCACCUCCAGCUUCUCGAAGGAACCCCUUCUCUCCAGUCAUGUUGGGAUGCCUGCUGCCAGGACUCUGCGUGCCACGCCCUUUGGUGGUUAGAAGGGGUGUGCAUUCAGGCUGACUGCAGCAGGCCCCAGAGCUGCCAGGCUUUUAGGACAGACUCUUCUAAUUCCAUGCUGGUGUUUCUAAAAAAACUCCAAACUGCAGAUGAUUUAGGCUUUACACCUGAAGAUGAUGCGCCUCAUAUUCUGGGGCUAGGUUGGAGCAGGGCGUCCGAGAGGAGGCAGAGCCCUCUCAGAGCUCCACUCAGACCCACUGUAUCUUCCAGUAACCAGCAGAGCUUAAUCAGGAAGCUUGCGAAGAGAGAGUCUCCUGAUGAAGUUAAAGUUACACCUGCAGUGACACAGCAUUCUGAAGUGAACGACUCCAAGGAACUAGGUCAUCUGAAUACCAGUGGCUCUGAAGAGGUCCACAAGGCAAUUACAAUUUCCAAUCCCCUAACCACAGAUGUGCCUGGGGAGGUUACUGUUUGGGCAAAGAAUGUAUCAGUCCAACCUGAGACAUCAGAGGAUCUGGCUACUAUGCCUAGCACUCAGCAAGUGAAAAGCCUUGGGAAAAUCCAGAUUGCUACUCCUCUGCCAGUGACUCCCUCCUACAGUUAUGCUACUCCUACCCCCCACGCUUCUUUCCAGACCACCUCAGCACCAUAUCCAGUUAAAAAGCAACUGGUGGUAUUUGCUGGAGAGAGUGUCCAGAUUACCUUGCCUAAGGAUGAAGUUCAGUUAAAUGCGUCUGUGCUUCAAGAACCACUUGAAGGAGAAACCUACAACUAUGACUGGCAGCUCAUCACUCAUCCUAAAGACUAUGGUGGAGAAAUGGAAGGGAAAUAUUCCAAGAGCCUCAAACUAUCCAAGCUCACUCCAGGCCUGUAUGAAUUCAAAGUGAGUGUAAAUGGUCGGAAUUCCGAAGGGGAAGGCUUUGUGAACGUGACUGUAAAACCAGAGCCCCGUAAGAAUCGGCCUCCCGUUGCCAUCGUGUCGCCACAGUUCCAGGAGAUUUCUCUGCCAACCACUUCUACAGUCAUCGAUGGCAGCCAAAGCACUGAUGAUGAUAAAAUCGUCAAGUACCAUUGGGAAGAACUUAAGGGACCUCUGAGAGAAGAGAAGAUUUCUGAAGAUACGCCCAUAUUAAAACUAAGUAAGCUCGUCCCUGGGAACUACACUUUCAGCUUGACGGUGGUGGACUCGGACGGAGCUUCCAACUCCACCACGGCCAGCCUGACAGUGAACAAAGCUGUGGAUUAUCCUCCUGUGGCCAACGCAGGCCCCAACCAAGUGAUCACCCUGCCCCAAAACUCUAUCACCCUCUUUGGGAACCAGAGCACUGACGACCACGGCAUCACCAGCUAUGAGUGGUCCCUCAGCCCCAGCAGCAAAGGGAAGGUGGUGGAGAUGCAGGGCGUUAGAACACCGAUCCUGCAGCUGUCUGCCAUGCAAGAAGGAGACUACACGUACCAGCUCACAGUGACUGACACAACAGGACAGCAGGCCACUGCUCAAGUGACUGUGAUUGUGCAGCCUGAAAACAACAAGCCUCCGCAGGCAGACGCAGGCCCAGAUAAAGAGCUGACCCUUCCCGUGGACAGCACGACCCUGGAUGGUAGCAAAAGCUCAGAUGAUCAGAAAAUUAUCUCUUAUCUCUGGAAAAAAACACAGGGCCCUGAAGGGGUGCAGCUCGAGAACGCUAACGGCAGUGUUGCCACUGUGACGGGGCUGCAGGUGGGAACCUACGUGUUCACCUUGACUGUCAAAGAUGAGAGGAACCUGCAAAGCCAGAGCUCUGUGAAUGUCAUUGUCAAAGAAGAAAUGAACAAACCACCUAUUGCCAAGAUAACUGGGAACGUGGUGAUAACCUUGCCCGUGGACACGGCAGAGCUGGAUGGCUCCAAGUCCUCGGAUGACAAGGGAAUAGUCAGCUACCUCUGGACCCGGGAUGAGGGGAGCCCCGCAGCAGGGGAGGUGCUGAAUCGCUCUGACCACCAGCCCGUCCUCUUCCUUUCCAACCUGGUCGAGGGCACCUACACUUUCCAUCUGAAAGUGACUGAUGCGAAGGGUGAGAGUAGCACGGACCGGACUACUGUGGAGGUGAAACCCGAUCCCAGGAAGAACAACCUGGUGGAGGUCAUCUUGGACGUCAACGUCAGUCAGCUGACUGAGAGGCUGAAGGGGAUGUUCAUCCGCCAGAUCGGGGUCCUCCUGGGGGUGCUGGAUUCCGACAUCAUCGUGCAAAAGAUUCAGCCGUACUCGGAGCAGAGCACCAAGAUGGUAUUUUUUGUUCAAAAUGAGCCUCCCCACCAGAUCCUCAAAGGCUACGAGGUGGCAGCGAUGCUCAAGAAUGAGCUGCGGAAGCAAAAGGCAGACUUUCUGGUGUUCAGAGCCCUGGAAAUCUACACUGUCACGUGCCAGCUGAACUGUUCAGACCACGGCCACUGUGACUCGUUCACCAAACGCUGCAUCUGUGACCCUUUCUGGAUGGAGAAUUUCAUCAAGGUGCAGCUGAGGGAUGGAGACAGCAACUGUGAGUGGAGCGUGUUAUAUGUUAUCAUCGCUUGCUUCGUCAUUGUUGUUGCCUUGGGAACCCUGUCCUGGACUCUGGUCUGUUGUUGUAAAAGGCAAAAAGGAAAGCCCAAGAGAAAAAGCAAGUACAAGAUCCUGGACGCCACGGACCAGGAAAGCCUGGAACUGAAGCCAACCCCCCGAGCAGGCAUCAAACAGAAAGGCCCAGUGCUGAGCAGCAGCCUGAUGCACUCCGAGUCCGAGCUGGACAGCGAUGAUGCCAUCUUCACUUGGCCAGACAGAGAGAAGGGCAAGCUCCUGCAUGGUCAGAAUGGCUCCGUGCCCAACGGACAGACCCCGCUUAAGGCCAGGAGCCCACGAGAGGAGAUCUUAUAGCCAGCCACCUGGUCUGUCUCCUCAGGGGAGGGUUGGCAGUGCCAGGGUCCAGAGCGUUGCCAGGCUGGUUCUCACACUUCCCAUUUCAGUGGGCAGCUGUUCUCCCAGCAUCUGCUGGUCACUCCCCCCGUCAUCCCCAACCGGAGCUGCUAGCACCUGCAUCCAGAGACAUUCUCCAGGAACCCCUGAACAAAGCUGUGAAUGAAGAGGUUUCCUCUUUAUACUCAUCUGGUAGCCACCCCCCUCCAAAAUAUCCUCACCUCAGGGCCUCCUUUUUUUUUUGCAAACCCCUCCCUGCUCCGAGGGUGGACACAGCCAGCUCUGAUGGUAUUGCUGCUGCUCCCAGGGCACCUGCCCAGUGAGGCCUGGCUGUGCCCCACACAACCUAGGUACAGAACCAAGCACCACCAGCCUCCUGACUCCAAGAGCCUGCUCCACGUUCUUCGUUCUCUUCUCUGGGAUGGAGCGGACCGUCUCGCCAGGGCCAGAGAAGUGGCACCCUUCCUGCUCACUGCAGAUGGCAGGCUGGUAGUGCAGAAGCG
Phyllostomus discolor (pale spear-nosed bat) is the source of this 3920-nucleotide messenger RNA. RefSeq names its product KIAA0319 like. The record is from RefSeq and is a predicted model, not a curated record. The transcript has 21 exons. Gene Ontology annotation, cellular component: cytoplasmic vesicle; plasma membrane. NCBI's taxonomy places the organism in Eukaryota, Metazoa, Chordata, Mammalia, Chiroptera, Phyllostomidae. Bases 223 to 3378 code for a protein of 1051 amino acids.